UGUAAUCACAAUUACUUUUUAGUAUAGAAUCAUAACUAGGAAAUGAAGCUCUUUUCUUUUACCUCACUUACAUUAGUUGCUUUUACGAUAUAUGCAGCUAAUGCGUUGUGGAUGAUUUACAGUAUAUGGCACCCUGAAGAAUGCAAGUUACCUGAAAGAAGAAAAUAUUGCAUAAAAUCUCAUAUUUUGGAAAAGAAAACCAAAUGGAAGUUGAAAGUAUUUACAUCAACAAAGCAGCAAAGUCAAAAUGAACUUUCUGCAGCAAAGAACCCAUCAGUCUACCAAUGGAAGAAUUUUAACUUUUCUAAACCAAAAGAUGUGUCAAUCAAUGUGACGUUGCCAACUGAAACAAUUAAUAAUGGAUCACUAUACCUUCACUUUCUUCUUCACCCACAUGGAGAGUCGGCUUUCAACAACAUACAUUCCCUACAUCAGUGGACACCAGUCACCGGAUAUUUAGUGCCACAAUCAUAUUUCAAACUUAUUCACGAUAACUCAACAGUGACAAAUUCAAGCGAAACACAAGCCGCAAUCACUCAUUGGAGACCUGAUAUAAACCUUCACGUUAUGAACCAGGAUAUUGUGUUUGACCGCGAAAAAAUACCGAUGGAAAUUUUGAAGCUAUUAAGUGCAUCCUAUGAUGGUUUUUAUCUGCCUUUAUUUUAUGUGGAUGACUUGGCACAUAAGAAGAGUGAUCUUAAGUCUAUUCCUAAAAAUGCGUCAGAAAUGCAAGUUACGAUACAUUACUCACCCAUCAGUGUUGGGAAGCUGAGAUUGUGGAUCAUUCUAACGAGUGCAAUAAAGCAGAUGAAAUCAUUUGUAUGUUAUGUACCCUCUGUGCCUUGGAGCUGCAUGUUAUUCACUGUUCUAUGUCCCACAUAAAAGUUGGUACUCCUGGGUAAUUCAAAGUCUUGUAAAUGCUGUCUAUGCUUUUGGUUUUCUUUUCAUGUUGCCACAAUUGUUCAUCAACUACAAACUAAAAUCUGUUGCCCACUUACCAUGGAGAGCCUUCAUGUACAAGGCCUUCAACACCUUCAUUGACGAUGUGUUUGCUUUCAUUAUUCGAAUGCCAACCAGUCAUCGGUUGGCUUGCUUCAGAGACGACAUCGUGUUUUUCUGUUACCUUUACCAACUUUGGUUGUACCCAGUGGAUAAAAAGAGAGCAAAUGAAUAUGGGGUGAGUUAUGAAGCCAGCCAUGAAAAGGAAGAAUGAAGCAACAACUGUGAACAUACUGUGAUAUUUGGAAGAUUGAAGCUGUCUAUUCAGAUUUAAGAACGGAAAAAAAUAAAUUUUAGUCACAGAAU
Molecule: messenger RNA, 1305 nt
Organism: Ciona intestinalis (vase tunicate)
Lineage: Eukaryota; Metazoa; Chordata; Ascidiacea; Phlebobranchia; Cionidae
Source: RefSeq, a predicted model, not a curated record